Fusarium musae is the source of this 471-nucleotide messenger RNA. RefSeq lists its product as uncharacterized. The record is from RefSeq and is a predicted model, not a curated record. Lineage: Eukaryota; Fungi; Ascomycota; Sordariomycetes; Hypocreales; Nectriaceae. Bases 1 to 471 code for a protein of 156 amino acids. The transcript has 2 exons.
AUGGACUCUGAGGAUGCCGGUAAAGUUGUAGAGAUGAAUAGAGUUGAAGAUGGGGUGGAUGUUGUAGUUGUAAGAAGUGUAGCUGUGGAAGACGUAGAUGCAGAUGACGUAGCUGACGAUGACAUGAACGUAGACGAUAUGUCUGUAGAGGACGUAGACGUAGACAAAGACGAUGUAGAUGAUGCAGAGGUAGAUGUAGAUGUAGAUGUUGAAGAUGUAGAGGAUGCAGAUGUAGAUGAUGAAGCAAACGAAGACAUAGACGAAGAGGUAGAUAAAGACGUAGACGAAGACGAAGACGAAGACGAGGACGAAGCAGAUGUAGAUGUAGAUGUAGAUGGUAUGGAUGUAGAGGAUUCAGUUGAAGACUCUGUGGUCGUCACUGCCGCUGACGUUGAGGUUGAAUCGGCUGACGACGUUGAAGACGUUGAAGACGUUGAAGGCAAUCGGGCUGGGAUGAUAGCCACAUCAUAG